AACACACAGCUACACAGUCAAUAUGGCGGACGAGAUGGAGAAACCGAAAAGUAAACGUGUGUUUGUUAACCACGUUGAUCAAUACCAAGGAAAGAACAUCGGGAAGUAUCUGUCUCGGUGUGUGGUUGGUUCAUCACUAGAGGAACCAGAAGAAGAAGAUGAUGCCAUGUCAACUACCAGUUCCAUUCCAUUGAUUAAUAAGGAGGGUUGCUAUGAGGUGGUUGGAACUCUCAAGGAUAGGGAAGCUCCCAAACCAGACUAUGUCAAGGAGAUCAUUCAGUUUGAAAACAAAGACCAGCUGUAUGAACACCUAGUCGAGUGUGAUGUGAUUUUGUAUGACAUCACGGAGGAUCCAGACCAGAUUGACGAGGCAGUCUGGGCAGUUUCAGAAAUUCACUCGGAUCUGGAUAAAAUUGAAAAGCCGAAGAUGUUUAUUUUGAUCUCCACUGUGAUGACCUGGGCCAAAAGCAAACCCCUAGACCCCGAUGAUCCAGAAAUUCCGUUCACGGAGGACGACUACAGACGGAGGAAACCUCACCCCAACAACAAGGAACACAUCAGUGCAGAGAAAACCGUCAUCAAGAUGGGCAAGACGAACAAAGCAAAGCUUGUUACCUACGUUGUGGCAUCAGGUCUGACAUAUGGAGCCGAGGAAAACAUCUUCCACUACCUGUUUAAGUCUGCCUGGCACAACGCACCACAGCUUCUGUGUUUUGGAAAUGGGCAAAAUGUUAUACCAACCAUCCACAUCAAGGACUUGGCAGGAGUUAUACAGAACAUAGCCGACAGCAGACCAAAGGUGCGCUACCUGAUCGCCAAGGAUGAUGCACAAAAUACGCUGGAGGAGAUAGUCAAGGCUGUGAGCCAGAACUUGGGCACUGGGAAAGUUAAGAUGAUCACAAAGGAAGAAGCAUUGCUCAGCAAAGAUAUCGAGCAAUCUGACUUUGACCAGCUGUUGGUCAACCUGAGGAUGGACGCGGUCAAUGUGAAGGAGAACAUGAGAGUGAACUGGGCAGCAGAGACUGGCCUUGUGGAAAACAUCCAACAGAUUAUCAAGGAAUACAAAGACUCUCGCAGAUUACAGCCCUUGCGAGUGUGUGUAGUUGGACCACCAGCUUCUGGCAAGUCUACAGUGGUUCAGCAGCUGUGUGAAUUCUACAAACUUCAUCACAUCAAGAUCAAGGAUGUUAUUGAUGAGGCCAUGGAUAACCUGACUACCACUGCGCGGCGAGCCGAUUCAGAGGACCAGGAGGAAGAAGAUGGGAAGGCUCAAGAUGCCCAGGACCUAAUUGACCGCAUCAAUGAGGGCAAGGACCAGACGACAGGCAGGCUCGAGGACCAGCAUGUCAUUCAGUUCUUCAAGGACAAACUUCUCUCCAUGUCCUGUCAGAACCAGGGCUUCAUUAUUGAUGGCUUCCCAAAGACCAUCGAACAGGCCAAGGAACUCUUCGCAUCUGAGGAUGACGAGGAACCAGAAGAAGCAGCUAAGGCUGGAAGCUAUAACAAAUUGUUGAUGCCAGAGUUUGUGUUUAACCUCGAGUCAAACGAUGACUUCCUGCAUAAUCGUGUUAUGAACCUGCCGGAGAGUGUAGUCAAUGGAACGCACAACACUGAGGAGGGCUUGAUACGGAGGCUGGACCAGUACCGCUCCAUCAAUAACGAGGAUGAAACUGUCCUCAACUAUUUCGACGAAAUUGAAUUCCACCCAGAAAAAGUCGAUGUCACAAAAGAUGAUUCACAUAUGAUGAAAGACACUGUUGAGAAACUUAAAAAGGUCAUUGGAGCUCCUAGAAAUUACGGUCCUACAGCGGAGGAGUUGGAGGAGAUGAAGAGGGUGGAAGAAGAAGCUCAUCUGAAGCACGAGACAGAAGAAAGACAGGAGCGAGAAAGGCGGGAGGCAGAGGAGAGUGCUCUUCGUAAACAGAGACAAGAGGAAUGGACUCAGCGAUUGAAUGAGGUGAAGCGUGAGGAGUACGAACUCCUUGAGGCCCAGUCUAUACCCCUGAGGAACUACCUGAUGAAACACGUGAUGCCUACACUAACACAAGGUCUCAUCGACUGCUGCAAGACCAGACCUGAUGACCCCAUCGAUGCCUUGGCCGAGUAUCUGUUCCAGAACAAUCCACAGGUUGACUAACAAGCAAUCAUGAAGAACAAUAAGACUUAUAUACUGUGAACUUGGAUAUACUAUCAUCAUAAAUAACAUCAGCUAUGAAAUGUGCCUGUGUUGUCUAAAAUCAUUCAGUGCCCUGUGGAGAUGUUCUCUCUAGACUAAGCUGUUUGUGGAAAACUCAGAGUGGAUAUAUUGUCUAAGAUUUCACCUUGCUUUGGUUGUGUAAAAUACAGCAGUUUUACAUACUUACGAGCAUUCAGACUCAGUUAGGAAUGGCUGGGCCUUUUAACAGCUACAGAAUGUGAUAUUUACAUAAGUUUUAAUAUGUACAUAAAUCAAUGUAAAAUUAUCAUUAAAAUAUUAAAUUGUAUGAA
Molecule: messenger RNA, 2487 nt
Organism: Mizuhopecten yessoensis (Yesso scallop)
Lineage: Eukaryota; Metazoa; Mollusca; Bivalvia; Pectinida; Pectinidae
Product: adenylate kinase 7-like
Exons: 16
Coding region: 23-2137 (704 amino acids)
Biological process (GO): nucleobase-containing compound metabolic process
Cellular component (GO): cytoplasm
Molecular function (GO): ATP binding; AMP kinase activity
Source: RefSeq, a predicted model, not a curated record